Messenger RNA from Vigna angularis (adzuki bean), 444 nucleotides. RefSeq lists its product as uncharacterized. The record is from RefSeq and is a predicted model, not a curated record. The transcript has a single exon. The coding region runs from base 1 to 444 and encodes 147 amino acids. NCBI's taxonomy places the organism in Eukaryota, Viridiplantae, Streptophyta, Magnoliopsida, Fabales, Fabaceae.
AUGAUUAAUAGCUCCCCUAUCCCUACUCCCACGGUUCCCAAACAGUCUCUUGCAAAUACCGUUCGAUCUUUAGAUGAUGCUGCUACUGCCUCCUAUCGUCGUCUCAUUGGAAAACUCAUCUACCUUACCACCACUCGUCUGGAUAUUAUCUUUGCCGUCAAUCACCUCAGUCAGUUCAUGUCUGCUCCUACAUCUGCCCAUCAACAAGCUACUACUCGUAUCCUACAAUACCUCAAGGGUACCCUGGUACUGGUGUUCAUCUUCCACGCAACUAUACUGUUCAACUUAAAGCUUUUUGUGAUUCUGAUUGGGCCACCUGCCCUGAUACUCGUCGUUCAGUUACUAGAUUCACUGUCUACCUUGGAAACUCUCUCAUUUCAUGGCGUUCCAAGAAACAACCGACUGUUUCUCGAAGUUCUUCUAAGGCUGAAUACCGUUCGUUAG